AUGGAAAAUGCCGCUGAAAGGGCUCGAAAGGCUCUGGACGCACUCGUCUACCUGCCAUCUUUGAAGGGGCAGACCAGCAGAUCAGAGGGUUCUACCAACAGUCCUGCCACAGGCGCCAGCCACCACCCCUGCAGGACAUGGGACCGGGGAGACCUGCUGCGGCGCCUGCACAGCUUCAAAUCCAGCACCUGGUUCUGCAAGCCCGCUGGCGCUGGCCCUGUGGAGUGCGCACGCAGGGGAUGGGUCAACCAUUCCAUGGACAUGCUCAGCUGCGAGUUCUGCCGAGCCAGGCUCAGUCUGCCGCUGCCGCCGACACUGCCGCCAGAGGAGAUCAGAGAGAUCGGCCGGGAGUUUUCGGCGCGGCUGGCAUCGGCGCACGACAGCGGCUGCCCCUGGCGGACGGCGGCCUGCGACCCGUCUCUCGCGCAGUUCCCUCCUCUUGACCGGUCGGUUGUGGCUGCCGGCUUUGCCGACCGCGCGACGGCGCUUGGCCGGCUGAAUGUGCUGCCGCCGGUCUCCGAGGACGCCUAUGCACGCAUCAACACCGCCCGCAGGUCGCGGCUACAGCAGCUGCUAGUGCAAGGACCUCAGAGGGCAGGCCCCAGGCUGCAGAUAGAUGUACCAGACUCGCCGUGCUCACCGGCCGCGGGGAACGGGGUGCACACAAAUGGCAGCUUCCAGGGGUUUGAGAUAGCCAGACAGCCAGAGGAGCCCAGCAUGAGCAGCGGAGCUGUGGGCAGCCAGCAGCCGUCAUCCGGCAUUGCAUGUCAAGGGACGCCGGAGUUCACGCGGCGCCAGAGGCUCCUGGCGCUGUGCGGCUGGGAGGUCCUCCAGAUCCACGCUGACUCAUCCGCCAGGUCAGCUGGCUCGCCCUCCGCGCCAGGGUCAAUCGGCCGGGACAACCACAGAGGGGACGCCGUUUUGGAUGCGACAGGCGCUGCUCUGUGCUGUGAGAUGUGCGGCGCGCGUGCCGGGCUGUGGGACUUUGUGCCCAGGAUGGUGCCCGCUGCCCGGUCGGGCAGCCGGCUGAUCACUGCAGGCCUGAGCGGGAGAGACCGGUCCCCGCCAGUCGCAGCGCGCAGCGUGGACCUGUCAAAGACAAUCGCCGGGGGCAGCCUGUCGCCAGAUCAGGCGCCACCCAGCAGCAGCAGCAGCCCAGGCCCCUUCGGCUCAGCUUCCAUGACGCCCCUUGCGUUCGGCGUGCCGACCCCCAGCCCCGCGCCGCAAGGGCAGUCUUCACAGCAGCAGCAGCAGCAGGGGAGUGGUAAGGGGGAUAACUCAUUCUCAUUCCCGGUGCUGCCGGCUGCGGCGGGGGCGGCUGCGCCGCUGCCAAUGGCGUUCCCUGCCGAGGUUCCGACGCCGCAGCCGCAGCAGCCGUCGCCGCCGAUCGCGGACCCUUUCUCGCCCAGGGGAGCGAAGUCGGUGCAGGCGUUUGACCCUCUGCUGUUCCAUCGCACCUUCUGCCCCUGGGUCAACACCGGCACUGACACCGGCUCUUCCCCAGGCGGCAAGCCGGGCAGGUGCGGCUGGCGUUGGUGCCUCGAUUCGCUCGUACCCAGCCCCGGCCCAGAAGAGGAGAGAGACAGCGGAGCAGGCGAGGACCAGAGAUCAAAGGUCGCCGCCGCCAUCCGCAAGCUGCGCGCGUGA
This is a messenger RNA of Coccomyxa subellipsoidea C-169, 1647 nucleotides long. RefSeq names its product zf-C3HC-domain-containing protein. Gene Ontology annotation, molecular function: zinc ion binding. Gene Ontology annotation, cellular component: nucleus. Lineage: Eukaryota; Viridiplantae; Chlorophyta; Trebouxiophyceae; Coccomyxaceae. The record is from RefSeq and is a predicted model, not a curated record. Bases 1 to 1647 code for a protein of 548 amino acids. The transcript has 11 exons.